CUGUUUGAAUAUUUGACCUUGGCGCAAAAUGAAAAGUAGCAUUUCUUGCAAGAAAAAGAAAAAGAAAAAGAAAAGUAGCAACUAACUCUAUAAAAUGUGAACAUAGUAAUAACUUCAUAUCGACAUUCUCCGCUAACUGCUAUCUCGCGCGUUCCAUUUCCUUCCAUCACCACAACAAUCGCCACACGUGAGGUAUUAUUAUCAGAAUGUCUAAUUCAUCCGAUGCGGUAACGAUGAUUGAGCCAACGACGAAGAGAGUAACAAUCAGAGAGUGUCAGAACAAAGACAAUAUCAGUGAUUUACCGGACUGCAUUAUCCUUCACAUACUCUCAUUUUUAAACGCCAAAGACGCAGUUCGAACUUGCAUUUUAUCGUCGAGAUGGAAGGAUCUCUGGAAAUCUCUUCUUUCUCUUACAUUGCAUUCUUCGCACUUUCGAACUAUCAAGAUAUUCAACAAAUUUGUGUCUAGGGUUUUAUCACUUCGCGACUCCUCAAUCUCACUGCACGCUCUCGAUUUCUACAAAAUUGGUUUAAUGGCGCCUCACCUACUCAAAAGGAUUGUUAAUUAUGCUCUUUCACACAAUGUUCAGCGAUUAGGACUCUCUGUCGUGUGUGACAUUGCACAAAUUCCACCUACCAUUUUUUCAUGUCACACUUUAACAUAUCUUAAGCUUUCAGUUUACCCUACUAGAGGUAAUAGGGAAGAAACAUUGUUUCCAAAUUCUCUCAAUUUGCCAGCAUUAACAGUCUUGGAUCUACAAAAUUUUGCCUUUUGUGCUGGUGAUAAUGGCUACGCGGAGCCAUUUUUGGCCCUUAACAGGUUGAAACAAUUGGCAAUUUCUAGUUGUACUGUGAGGGAUGCACGAAUCCUCCGUGUAUCAAGUGGGACGCUUUUCAAAUUAACUUUACAUAAUCACUCUGAAGACUUUUUCACAAUCGAGUUACGGACUCCAAGUCUUUGUACCUUUACUUUUACUGGUACUCCGUUUCAGUUUUUCUCUAAGGGCAGUUUUUCUUCUGUUAAACACGUAGAUAUUGAUGCAAACCUUUUUUCAAGAUACAUUGAGCCUCCUGUGUUUUUACUCAGCUGGCUGCGGCAACUUUCUAAUAUAAAAUCAUUGAUAGUUUCUGCAACUACUCUUCAGAUUAUCGCCUUAUAUCCCGAUUUAUCAAAGCUCAAGCUUCCUUCCUUGGGUAUGUUGAAGUCAUUGAAAGUUAAAACGAAACCACUUGAAUAUGGAUUUUGCAUGAAAUUGUUGGAUGUCAAGUUAGAGAAAGUCAAGUCACAAAAAGAAGCUACUAAAUUACGAAAAGCAUUUAAAGAAGGAUUGGAACCAUCUUCACCCAUACCGGAUGGAAUAAUGGACUUCUUCAUUCAAAAUUCGCCAUUGGCUGAAGUUGAAAUCAUAGAUUGCUCAUGGCAAAAAGCGCAGUCAACUUCUUAAAGGGAGAUUGUUAUUAUUGGUUUUGUUUUGGCUUGCUUUUCUUUAUAUGUUUUCAUCUGCUUCUGUUGGUAUAACUAAUUGCCAGUGGAUAAUAGUAGGUCCCUUUGGUAGAGAAACAAAUUGCAUAUGCACACUUACCUGAUUGUAUUAACUCUCAAGUGGAUGCUCUAUAGCAAGGUUUGGAUUGUUAGGAAUUAAAUGAAAGAAAGCAAAUGGUAGUUUAAAAGAAAAAUUAUUUUGAGGUCAAUGAAGGUUGAUGACAUAAAAGUAGAAUGAACUGAUUCCUAGAUGUUGAAGAAAUGAAUGCAGAACUAGUUCUUAGACAUUGAAGUAAUGCAGAAACUACAAUCUGUUUUUAUGUGUACUCAUGCACAUAUUGGUCAUUUAUAGGAUUGGAUUGAGAGCUUUUGAAUUUAGAAAAGCAUUAAAUCCUAACUUGUAGAGAAAGCUUGUGUGUGCGUCUUGAAUCAUGUGCAAGACUAGGUUGAAUUAGGGUCUAGCUCAGAGGAACUUUGCAACUGAGAUAAGUAAAUUUCUAAGCCAAUGUAACAAGUGCUUAUAAGUGUUCAUUUAUGAAAGAGUUUAGGUUGCAGAAUCUUAACUUAGAUUUGCAAUAUGAGAGCAAGGGAGAGUUGCCUUCUGAUUUGCAUUUUGCUGACUUAGAAAAAAUUAAACAUUCUUGACUUAAUGAAGCUACAAAUUAUUAUCUA
Messenger RNA from Cicer arietinum (chickpea), 2155 nucleotides. Its product is annotated as F-box protein At4g22280-like. The record is from RefSeq and is a predicted model, not a curated record. Lineage: Eukaryota; Viridiplantae; Streptophyta; Magnoliopsida; Fabales; Fabaceae. Gene Ontology annotation, molecular function: protein binding.